AUCCGUUUCUAGGAUCUCACUGCGGGAAAGUCUCGAGGCCGAAUUUACCGCACUGUCGUGACGUUAAAGCUUUGGCAGUCUCCUGUUAUGUUAAAUUCCAACGGAUCCCCAUCCCAGAAAAUGAACAUAUCUUUGUCUUUAGCGACCCGCAACACAACUACUCAAAUACGAAUAGAGUUACUUGGACGCGUCGUAAGCAUUCCAACAUGUCACGCGACUCUGGUCCCAACAUUAGGGACCAAUUGUCACAAGCUUUCCCACCAAAACCAGGCUUUACCGAACAGCAUCUACCUGACUUGCACGGAAAGGUUUACCUGAUCACGGGUGCAAACACUGGUCUAGGGAAAGAACUGGCCCGCAUGUUAUAUUCAAAGCAUGCGAAGGUGUAUAUUGUUGCACGAUCAGAAGCUAAAGCUGAUGUCGCUAUAGCUGAUAUUAAAGCUACCUCUCCUAAGUCUCAAGGUGCCUUAAUAUUCAUUAGGCUUGAUUUAGCCGAUCUUAGCACAAUUAAAGCUUCUGCUCAAACGUUUCUUUCGCAAGAAAGUCGGCUUCAUGUUCUAUUCAACAACGCUGGAGUUAUGAAGCCUGACCCUCCUAAUUUAAGGACAGCCCAGGGUUACGAACUACAACUCGGAGUAAACAAUAUUGGCACAUUCAUGUUUACAAAGCUCCUUACGCCACUCCUUGUAGCUACUGCGAAAGCGGAAGGCCCUGGUUCUGUUCGAGUUGUUUGGGUCGGCUCGUCUGCUGGAGAGCUUCCCUUUGUACCAAAAUCCGGCGUUCCAAUGGAUAACCUUGAUUAUCAUCACGAUCUAUGGUGGAUGACCAAGUAUGGUGUCAGCAAGGCUGGGAACUACUUGCAGGGUUCAGAAUAUGCCCGCCGUUUCAAGGCCGACGGGGUGAUCAGCGUCACUUUGAACCCAGGUAAUCUUGACUCCGAACUCUGGAGAAACCAGCCUUUUGUCAUAGGCAAAAUACUGAAGUGGUUCUUUCUUCAUAAACCUAUCAAUGGGGCCUACACAGAGCUAUUCGCGGGCCUAUCCCCUGAAGUUACGUUGGAACAUUCUGGUUCAUGGGUUGCACCGUUCGGUCGAUUCAUGAGGCCUCGUAAAGACUUGAAAGAGGCAACAAGGACCAAGACUGAGGGGGGUACGGGCGUUGCGAAGGAGUUUUGGGAAUGGAAUGAAGAACAAAUACGGCCGUUUCUUUGAACCCAGAUACUCAGUGUUUUGUAUUGUCUUUGUGUAUAUGAAAAGGCAGCAUGGGGGACAAUCUUCCAUGAUGUGUCAAAUUACCUCAUAUUCAUCGUAUACCCCUGACAGCUUCCUCUAACUCCACAAAAUUAAUUCCAUGGCUACGUGAUAGGACUGCUUGGACACCCUCUUUCAGUAAGGUAAAAAUACAUGGAAUGACUCCCUAAACUAGC
Messenger RNA from Xylaria bambusicola, 1426 nucleotides. RefSeq lists its product as uncharacterized. Lineage: Eukaryota; Fungi; Ascomycota; Sordariomycetes; Xylariales; Xylariaceae. Bases 207 to 1211 code for a protein of 334 amino acids. The transcript has 4 exons. The record is from RefSeq and is a predicted model, not a curated record.